Messenger RNA from Microcebus murinus (gray mouse lemur), 2191 nucleotides. NCBI's taxonomy places the organism in Eukaryota, Metazoa, Chordata, Mammalia, Primates, Cheirogaleidae. The record is from RefSeq and is a predicted model, not a curated record.
UCUACAUUGUCUCACCUAUUUAUAUAACAGUAUAAUGAUAAGUAAACUUGAAUAUAUAGUUGGACAUACUUUUUCUCUGAGUAUUUUUUUAUUCUAUUUCAUAAUUAUAAAUUGUUCUAAGCCCUGGAUUAAAUUAAAUUGAUAAAAUAAUGAUGCCUGAAUCCAAGCUAAGUGAUCUAAGAGAAUAACUGAAAAAUUAUUCUGUGAAAUUUUACAAGAUAUUCUGGUUUUGGAAAUAUUCUAACAAAACUUUAGAGGAAUUAUCUUUAUUAUUGGAGACAGAAUUUUACUAGGCACUUUAGAGUAUCCCUGGAGUAAGUGAAGUCUCAGGAAAGGACCAAACAUAUGAUCACUGAUGCCUCAUUGUUGUCGUAAAGUGAUUAAAAACUUUUAUUCUUAAUAACUGAGAGGUGGACAUUAGUAAUCUUGUUCUUAGAUGAAAAAAGUAUCAAAAAGUAUCUCUGAGGAAAACUAAACUUGGAGAGAGCCAGGAAAAUUUUUAGGUAAUACAGUUAGCAGGUUUUUGGUAAGGACAGUAAUGUCCUCCACCUCAAAGAUAACCAAAGUAUGUUUGAGAUACUUGGAAUACAUUACAAUUUAUGUAAAGGAAAUAAGAUUUCUUAUGAGAUCAAGAGUGCUAAUCUGUUGCUUAAAAAUAGGAACAUUAUCAUUAAUUAUGAUAGUCGGUUCAGUAGAAUCACCAGGGUUGAAAACUGUGAAAGGGUAAUGAAGAAUAGAAUGUGUUAAAGUGAAGGAUUGUGAGAACAAGUUAACUGAAUUUUUAAUUCCUUAUUUUAGAAAUGUUUCUACAUGCUCAAAAAUUGUUGUUCAAUUCAACUAUAUAAAUAUCACUGAGUAAUUUUUUUUGGUGUAAGGACAAGCUUUACACUGAGUAAUUUUAUAUGUUCAUUACUAUACUUGGUGCUGGAUAUAAAAUGAGGGAACAGAGAAUAACAAAAAUAUAAUUUCUAAAAGGGAGGCCCAGGCAUAUUAGGAGUUGAGAAGGUAUGCACUCUAUACAGGCAUGAUUGUGGAUAUGUUAAUUUCUGCAUAUAUGUUAUUUGAUGUAGAAAAUAGUGCAGAGACAGGACUAUCCAGAAUUUACAUGAGAUAGUCAGAAUUAACCAAAAACCAGUGGUUCAAAUUAAAAUAAUAAUAAUGGUGAUAAUUUUAAACACUGAAGAACAAACAUUAAUGAUGUGAGAUAUAUUGUUUUUUUUUUCUCCAGAUAUAGGAAUUAUGUUUCCUCUACAUCAGCAGGAUGGAUACACUUUCCACUCAUUGUAUAAUUAAAAAUGCCUUUUUGGUCCAAGCAACCACUGGAUUUUUGGCCAAUAUCUCUUUUCUUUUCUUCCUUAUCUUCAUACUUCUUCAGGAUCACAGGCCUAAGCCUCAUGACCUGAUCAGCUGUCACUUGGCCUUCAUUCAUGUAGUGAUGCUUCUCACUGUGGUACUUACUUCAUCUCAAAAUACGUUUGAAUCACUGCGUUUUCUGAAUGACUUCAAAUGUAAAACUUUGUUCUACAUAAACAGAGUGGUGAGAGGCCUCUCUAUCUGCACCACUUGCCACCUGAGUGUGUUCCAGGCCAUCACCAUCAGCCCCAGCACCUCCUGGCUGUCGAAGUUUAAACAUAAAUUCAGAAAUAACAUUAUCAGUGUUUGUUUAUUUCUAUGGCCCCUCAAUUUGUCUUUCAGUGGUAACAUGAUAUUUUUCACUGUGGCUGCUUUCAAUGUGACCCAGACCAAUCUACUUAAGGCCACUACAUACUGCUCAAUCUCUCCCAUGAAUGCCAUUAUCAGGGGAGUAUUUUUAACUCUAAUAUUAUCCAGAGAUGCCUUUUUUGUAGGAAUCAUGCUCAUCUCGAGUGCAUACAUGGUGGUCUUUUUGUCCAGGCAUCAAAGACAAUCCCAGAACCUUCACGGCACCAGCCUCUCUCCCAGAGUUUCCCCAGAGAAAAGGGCCACCCAGACCAUCCUGCUGCUGGUGAGCUUCUUUGUAGUCACAUACUUGGUGGACCUUAUCAUCUCAGCCUCUUCAUCCCAUAGAUGGAUGUACAGCCCAUUGAUCCUGAGUAUCCAGAAUCUUGUCGUUCAUGCCCAUGCCACUGUUGUUCCUUUGGUGCAAAUCUGCUCUGAUAAAAGAAUGAUGGAUAUUCUCCAAAGUAUGCAGCCAGAGUGCAACCAAUUUUGA